AUGACAAGGAAUCUGCGCUGGCUAAGUGGAAAUGGCCCCCAGGUCCUAUCAGAUGGCGUUUCCUUUGGGAUGUCGUGGGCGCGGGGUAAGCAUCAGCCAGGCCAAGCCUUCGUUAUUGAGGCCGAUCUUGGGGAAUGGCCUGUUGACUCACGUGAAGUCGCUUACUGGGCCGAUGGCUCUCUCAAAUGGACGGCUCACUCCAUCAGCGGUGAUGUUAGAUACAGCGAGAAAUAUACAGUCAAAGCUGCGCCAGCGCAGGAGAGGGCUGGAGGCGUCAAAGUUCUGAGAGAUGGUACAUCUUUUUCAGUCAUCUCUAAUCAAGGACUACAUCUCCAGUUUGGACAGGCGGGAAGUUCUUCAAUCCUUGAGCGACUGGACAUUGAUGACAACACCGUCUGCUGUGGUGCCACGAUUAUUGCAUCCAUCAAUGGAACUGAGCACAUAACACGCAUAAAUGCGGUCGAGAUAGAGAAUCAGACAUUCAGCCGAGUCGUCGUCAAGGUGACUGGCGCAGUAGAAGCGGCAGAAUCUGGAAAUCGUCUUCCUUUCGAUAUAAGAUUCUACGUGCAUUCAAAUUCACCUUCAGUCAAAGUAAUUCACUCGUUCGUGCACGACCUGGAUGCCAAGGACCCACUCACAUCACUUGGACUACGGUUCGCUGUUCCUCUCGAGCAGACUGAAUUGUACAACCGCCAUAUUCGCCUCGGCGGCUCAGGGGGAGCAAUUCUGAAAGAGGAAGUGAAAGGGCUAUCCGGGCUGAGACAUGGCCCAACAAUCCAAAACCGAAUCGAUCAAACGGAAGGAUCGGUUGUCACUCUACGCGAAGAAGAGUGGGCAAGGACGAAUCUAGCCGAGGGUCUUUCCUACAUUCCUUCGUGGAAUUCUUACUCGCUUUCGCAACUCUCAUCUGAUGGCUUCACGAUUAAGAAACGAACAAAACCAGGCUGCUCUUGGGUCAAGGUUAUUGGAGGUGGACGAGCAGAUGGAAUUGCAUAUGUUGGAUCUGCACAGAGUGGCGGAAUUGCUGUCGGCAUGUCCGACUUCUGGGAGCGGUAUCCAACACAGAUCGAUCUCGACAACUUGAGUUCAAAUACUGGCGUCAUAACAAUGUGGCUGUACUCGCCUCUCGCCGAGCCAUUGGAGACGGCACCAUAUCAUGAUGGUCUUGGCUUGGACUCCUACCAAAAGCAGUUAGAAGCCCUUGACGUGACGUACGAGGACUUCGAGCCAGGACUUGCAACAGCGAAUGGUAUUGCAAGAACGAAUCUAUUCUUUUUGAAGCCGUUCCAAAAAACACCUUCUAACCAGGAACUGAGUGCUUUCUCGUCACUGGUUCGUGACCCACCGCGGCUAGUUGCAACAGCAGAGCACAUGCAUGCCGCAGACGUCUUUCAUGGAUGUUGGUCUCCUGUUUCGCCUGAUAAAAACUUUGACAAAACUGCAAGAGUGGCUGAAGUGGAAAGAAACCUGGAACUGUUGUUCAACUAUUACAAAGGCCAGGUUGAACAAAAUCGAUGGUACGGAUUCUGGGACCAUGGUGAUGUCCAACACACGUACGAUUCUUAUCGACAUGGCUGGAGAUAUGACAUUGGUGGCUUUGCUUGGGACAACUCUGAGCUAUCUACGGACUUGUGGCUUUGGCUAUAUUUCCUUCACACCGGCCGAGCAGAUGUGUUCAAAAUGGCCGAAGCUAUGACGAGGCAUACUGGUGAGGUAGAUGUGUAUCACUCUGGGAGCUACAAAGGAUUCGGAACCCGACAUGGCGUUCAACAUUUCAGCGACAGUUCCAAACAACUUCGAAUCUCGAAUGUUCUCUAUCGCCGUAUUUACUUCUACCUCACCGGAGACGAGCGCGUUGGUGACUUGAUUUCUGAGCUUCAAGAUUGCCAGAAGUCUCUCUUGGUACUAGAUUCCCAUCGCAAGGUGCAAAAACACGCUGGAGUUCCAGGAGGAUUUGCCAUAACGAACAUAGGUCUGGACUGCGGGCCUCUUGCUGCUGCCUGGCUGACAGCUUGGGAAAGACGGAGUGACGGCUGGGAGACCUGCAAGGACCUCCUCAUUAAGCUUCUCGACGGCAUCGCUGACUUGAAACAUGGCAUUGGAAAUAACGCAAUUCUAUUUAAUCCAACUAGCGGUGAAGUGCGAGAAUGUCCUCCCCCAACGCCAGAGUGGGCAAUCUCUCAUCUUUCUAUGCUGUUCGGUUUCCCUGAAAUCAUGGCGGAGCUCUUUCACUACGCGCAAGAGGAGUAUCCUUUGGUAAUACAAAAAACCGAGAAGGUGUAUACAGCAUACUGCCGAGCCUACAAUGGCGGUGCAAAAGUUCAACGCGAUGAAUUUGGCUUCAAAUUCCCUUCGCAUGCCACAUGGAGACAAAGCCAUUCCACCCUCACUGCUUUUGCAGCAGCUGGUUCAAGAGCAAAUGAUGUAGAUCUUGCAAGCGCUGCUGCGGAGCAAUUCUUCAACACUGAUGGCUACACGGCAAAACAGGACUGGAGGAUUGUGAAGACCGCACCUCCGGAAUUUUUUAGUCACGGCGAGGAAGCUCCCUGGAAUAGUACUAAUGAGACUGCUCGCUAUGGAAUAUCUGCUAUAGUUAACUUAGCAACCCUUGGACAGAUGUUUCGGUAA
This is a messenger RNA of Penicillium atrosanguineum, 2628 nucleotides long. RefSeq names its product polysaccharide lyase family 26 protein. The transcript has a single exon. Bases 1 to 2628 code for a protein of 875 amino acids. Lineage: Eukaryota; Fungi; Ascomycota; Eurotiomycetes; Eurotiales; Aspergillaceae. The record is from RefSeq and is a predicted model, not a curated record.